Messenger RNA from Archocentrus centrarchus (flier cichlid), 1208 nucleotides. It is a transcript of the gene alkbh7, whose product is annotated as alkB homolog 7. Gene Ontology annotation, cellular component: mitochondrial matrix. Lineage: Eukaryota; Metazoa; Chordata; Actinopteri; Cichliformes; Cichlidae. The transcript has 4 exons. The record is from RefSeq and is a predicted model, not a curated record. Bases 109 to 801 code for a protein of 230 amino acids. Gene Ontology annotation, biological process: DNA damage response; fatty acid metabolic process.
ACAUGGCGUCUCACGUAUCUGCUUGACUUAUGUCAACAACACUAAAACGCGGUUAAAGGUAAAUCGGGAUCUAUAACGACAUUAAGUAGUAAUACAUCUAAAGGGACGAUGAAACCACUGUUGACGGUAUUAACGCAAAUUCACAGACCAGCUGUUUACGUCACUAACUCGCGCUUUCUGAGCUCCGGUGCCAGCAGCGGCCUUUUACCGCUCCGUGAUGACGCUCCAAUCGUGGGGUCCAGCCGGGAGCUGGUGCAGAGGCUGGGCUCGCAGGUGGAGGUGAGAACGGACUUCAUCACCGAGAAGGAAGAGGCUGCUUUUCUGCAGGAGCUGGAGUCAGGCCUGAAGAAGAAACGCUACGAAUUUGACCACUGGGACGAUGCAAUCCAUGGGUACAGAGAGACUGAGCGUCUAAGAUGGGGGGCAGAGUGUGAGGAGAUCUUGAAUCGGGUUCGAUCUGUAUCAUUUGCUCAGGGUAGUCAACUCCUGGGCCCUGUGCACGUUAUAGAUUUGGACAAGACUGGUUACAUCAAGCCCCACAUCGACAGUGUCAAGUUCUGUGGCAGCACCAUUGCAGGCCUGAGUCUGUUGUCUGACAGUAUUAUGCGCUUAGUGAAGGACGACUCACCCAGCGAAUGGCUGGACUUGCUGCUUUCCCGACGCUCCCUCUACAUACUGAGGGACCAGGCCAGAUAUAACUUCACUCAUGAGAUCCUGAAAGAUGAGGAGUCUGUGUUCAAUGGGCAGAGAGUGCCUCGACGGCGGCGAAUUUCCGUCAUCUGUCGCAACCUCCCGGGAUAAUCUCCAGCUCUGAUGUCUGCUUUAAUAACAGCAGAACAUAAAUCCAGCUUUGAGGAUUGUGCCAGUGAUACUCAUGGAAGUAUUAAAGCUAAUAGUGACUAUAAAAUGGGGUGUUUAGGAUGUUUAUUGCACAGGUCAUGCUGUUGAAAAGACUGAAUGAUUAAAUGCAAAGAGCAUUCUUCUAAAUCUGCACUGGAUCCUGGAGCAGAUGACAGAUUUAAUUAAAUGUGUCUGAAUAUUGUUGUUGGUUCAACAUCAAAAUGUUGUAGGGAAGGGAUGUCCUUUGAUUUAGAUUUGUGUAUUUAUAUAAUAUCAUCACUUUGGUGUGUUCCUGUAAUUCUGUAUAAUACAGAGACUCUGUGCAACAUUUCCAGUGUACCUUACCAAAUAAAAUGAUCUUAAAUGCA